Diaporthe citri is the source of this 726-nucleotide messenger RNA. RefSeq lists its product as uncharacterized. The transcript is spliced from 2 exons. NCBI's taxonomy places the organism in Eukaryota, Fungi, Ascomycota, Sordariomycetes, Diaporthales, Diaporthaceae. Gene Ontology annotation, molecular function: FMN binding. The record is from RefSeq and is a predicted model, not a curated record. Bases 1 to 726 code for a protein of 241 amino acids.
AUGUUCUACGAACCUGGGAAAACAGACCAUGGGCUGGACCACGACCCUUUCAAGGCAUGCGUUGUGCCCAGGCCAAUUGGAUGGAUCAGCACCGUCUCUCCCGCGGGAGUGCACAACCUCGCCCCUUACUCACAGUUCAACAACCUUACUUUUGACCCACCAUACGUGAUGUUCUCCGCCAACCAGACGCCCUCCAACCGGCGCAAGGAUACGGUGGCCAACGUCGAGGCCACGGGACGCUUCGCGUGGAAUCUGGCGACGUGGGAUCUCCGUGAGGCUGUGAAUGCGACGGCCGAGCAGGUCCCGGCCGAUGUUGACGAGUUCGGACGGGCUGGCCUGGAAAAGGAAUUCACCACGGCGCUGCAGGACCCGCAGCUGCCGAUGGUCAAGGCGAGCCCGGUCAAGUUCGAGUGCGUCUACCACACCACACUGAGGCUGCCAGGCAACCCGCCCAUGGGCAGCGUGGACGUGGUCAUUGGGCGCGUGGUUGCCGUCCACAUCGCCGAUGACGUGCUGACGGAUGGCAUCCUGGAUGUGCGGAAGACGCAACCUAUUGCGCGCUGUGGCUACUAUCAGUAUGCGGUCAUUAGGGAGACAUUUGAAAUGAUGAUUCCAAGCGGCGGUGAGUGGAGCGAGGAAAUAUUGGGUGGCCUAGAGGGGUGUUCAAAGAAGAACAGGGCGAUCGGCGAUCGGAUGCGGGAGACGCAGGGAGAGAGACAUGCAUAG